Messenger RNA from Elephantulus edwardii (Cape elephant shrew), 183 nucleotides. RefSeq names its product zinc finger protein 677-like. Lineage: Eukaryota; Metazoa; Chordata; Mammalia; Macroscelidea; Macroscelididae. Gene Ontology annotation, biological process: regulation of DNA-templated transcription. The record is from RefSeq and is a predicted model, not a curated record. Bases 1 to 183 code for a protein of 60 amino acids. The transcript has 2 exons.
AUGGUCAAGGCUCAGGAAUUGCUGACGUUUAGUGACGUAGCUGUGAAGUUCGCUCGGGAAGAAUGGGAACUUCUGGACCCUGCUCAAAAGGCCCUGUACCGGGACGUGAUGUUGGAGAACUACAGAAACCUGGUGUCCAUUGGUGAGGACCACUGUCCUGGCAUUGACCUUUCUUGCUGGUGA